Messenger RNA from Alosa alosa (allis shad), 1853 nucleotides. Its product is annotated as neuronal acetylcholine receptor subunit alpha-7-like. The transcript has 10 exons. The coding region runs from base 243 to 1853 and encodes 536 amino acids. Gene Ontology annotation, biological process: signal transduction; monoatomic ion transmembrane transport; nervous system process. The record is from RefSeq and is a predicted model, not a curated record. Gene Ontology annotation, molecular function: transmembrane signaling receptor activity; acetylcholine-gated monoatomic cation-selective channel activity. Gene Ontology annotation, cellular component: postsynaptic membrane; neuron projection; synapse. Lineage: Eukaryota; Metazoa; Chordata; Actinopteri; Clupeiformes; Clupeidae.
AGGACGAGCGGUGUUAGUCGCAGCACACACACAGAGACAUACUUAUACACACGCACGCUGAAUACACAGGAGAAGAUAUUCCCUGUGAAAUCACCAUACACACCAGCACACACAGACACGCUUUCUGACGCGCUGGAAGUACAGAUGCGUCGGUUACUUGACCAGUAGAGGCGACAGUGUCCGAGUGUCUGUGUUGACCGACGCUUCGACGACGCGCUCUGAUUCCCAACUGCGAAGAGAAGAUGAGGUGCGGGAAGUUUCGGAGUCUCGGAUCGGUGGGGAUCUUUCUGUGGUUCGCGCUGCUGUUCAAAGGCUCUCUUCAGGGAGAGCACCAGAGGCGUCUGUAUAAGGAGCUGAUGGAGAACUACAAUCGUCUGGAGAGACCUGUCAUCAAUGAUUCCUCCCCCUUAUUGGUGGAGUUGGGAAUGACAUUGCUGCAGAUUAUUGACGUGGAUGAGAAGAACCAGGUGCUGAUGACGAAUGCCUGGCUGCAGCUGUACUGGACCGAUGUCUACCUGAGCUGGAACCCAGACAACUACCCAGGUGUACAGAACCUGCGCUUCCCGUCCAGUCAGAUAUGGACCCCUGACAUCCUUCUGUACAACAGUGCGGACGAACGUUUCGACGCCACCUUCCACACGAACGUGCUGGUCAACGCGUCGGGCUACUGCCAGUACAUCCCCCCAGGCAUCCUCAAGAGCACCUGCUACAUCGACGUGCGCUGGUUCCCCUUCGACGUGCAGAAGUGCGACCUGAAGUUUGGCUCAUGGACACACAACGGCUGGCUGCUGGACCUGCAGAUGCUGGCAGUGGACACGUCCACCUACAUUCCCAACGGAGAAUGGGACCUCGUAGGUGUCCCGUCCAAGCGUAACGAGCUGUACUACGACUGCUGUAAGGAGCCGUACCCGGACGUGACGUUCACGGUGACCAUGCGACGCCGGACGCUCUACUACGGCCUGAACCUCAUCCUGCCCUGCAUGCUCAUCUCCGGCCUCGCCCUGCUCGGCUUCCUGCUGCCCGCCGGCUCCGGAGAGAAGAUCUCCCUCGGGAUAACAGUCUUGCUGUCGCUGACGGUGUUCAUGCUGCUGGUGGCAGAGAUCAUGCCCGCCACCUCCGACUCUGUCCCGCUCAUCGCUCAGUAUUUCGCGAGCACCAUGAUGAUCGUCGGGCUGUCGGUGGUCGUCACAGUCCUGGUGCUGCAAUUCCAUCACCACGAUCCGCACGCGGGAAAGAUGCCCAAAUGGGUGCGAGUGGUGCUGUUGAACUGGUGCGCCUGGUUCCUCCGCAUGAAGCAGCCGGGUGAAGACCUCAAGCUGAAGCAGCAACAGCAGCUACAGCAGCAGCAGCAACAACAGCAGCAGCAGCAGCAACAGCAGUCCUCUGGCUACAAGUACCGCCACCCGCCCACCCACCACUCCAGCUCCAGCAGCAUGGAGAUGGGCGCCAUCCCCGGCCUCACCCACCCGCUGCACCCAGCCGCGCUCUCCCCCUCGCCCACGCCCACCGGCGCCAGCAACGGCACCAUGAACCUCUACUUCAGCUACCACGCCCUGGACGCCAUGCCUGCCAGCUGCCAGCAGCAGCAGCAGCAGCCGCCCCUCAGCACCGACUCCGGGAUGGUGCUCGGCGGUCCGCGCUGCAUCUCUGGGGACGAGCGCGACGUCCCUGUGUCGGCGGCGGUGGCGGGCGGGCGCUGUUGGAACCGAAAGCUUUCGCUGGAGAUCCGCCCGCAUCUGGGACGAGGUGACGACAUCGGCAUGGCCUUCGGCCUCUUCUCCAUCAUCUGCACCUUCUCCAUCCUCAUGUCGGCGCCCAACUUCAUCGAGGCCGUCUCCAAGGACUUCACAUAA